UAAAAAGCUCUGUUGGACAGAAAACGCUCUUUUCGUUUUUUAGUCCCAAAUUGAACGGCCGGCAGUUGUCACAACAUUUUGAUUUUUUAAAUUUUUUGAUAGUCCGACACAAAUCCAAAAAAACCUAGUAAAUUAAAAAACUGAAGAAUUCCAGAAUUCUCUGUACCCAAAAUGCUGCGCCAACUAAGGCUGACAAUGGAUAUUUCGGGUUGGAUCUUCCUCCCGUGGAGACGCUCGAUGUCCAACAUGAAGGAAUCCCCUCCGCCGCCACCUCUGGCCAGCACCUUCGACGACGUGAUUGUGGACUACGAGGACCCGGAUUAUCUCCCACUGCCGGAGUAUCCACUGCGUCCCAAUGAGCCAUUGCAAACUCGCAAGCAGCGGCUUCUGUAUCAAUCGCGCAAGCGGGGAAUGCUGGAGAACGAUCUCCUGUUGAGCACCUUUGCAGCCAAGCAUCUCCAGAGCUUCAGCGCCGAGCAGACGGCGCAGUACGAUCAGUUAAUCAACGGGGUCAGUAACGACUGGGACAUCUAUUACUGGGCCACCGAUGUCAAGCCCACACCCAAGGAGUACGACACGGAGAUCAUGGGGCUGUUGAAGGAGCACGUGAAGAACGCUGAACGGGUCAGCCGACUCCGCCAGCCGGAUUUAAAUACUUAGUCAUGCACCUUAUGUUUAUAAAUAUGAUUACUUUGAAGUUGAAUUGAUCCAGGAGAUCAUAACCUUAUCACAAUA
Messenger RNA from Drosophila erecta, 735 nucleotides. Its product is annotated as succinate dehydrogenase assembly factor 2-A, mitochondrial. Gene Ontology annotation, cellular component: mitochondrion. The transcript has 3 exons. Gene Ontology annotation, biological process: tricarboxylic acid cycle; mitochondrial respiratory chain complex II assembly; mitochondrial electron transport, succinate to ubiquinone. The record is from RefSeq and is a predicted model, not a curated record. The coding region runs from base 172 to 660 and encodes 162 amino acids. NCBI's taxonomy places the organism in Eukaryota, Metazoa, Arthropoda, Insecta, Diptera, Drosophilidae.